Molecule: messenger RNA, 3901 nt
Organism: Triplophysa rosa
Lineage: Eukaryota; Metazoa; Chordata; Actinopteri; Cypriniformes; Nemacheilidae
Gene: usp22
Product: ubiquitin specific peptidase 22
Exons: 13
Coding region: 313-1836 (507 amino acids)
Biological process (GO): protein deubiquitination
Molecular function (GO): zinc ion binding; cysteine-type deubiquitinase activity
Source: RefSeq, a predicted model, not a curated record
AUUGCGUCGCCCACGGUCCACAGUUGAAUUCCAUUGCCGUCCAUUAAAACAACCGACUUGGAAAAUACAAUAUCAAAGUGUUCUCAGUUAUACUAGAAGCUUGUAUGCUGAUAUACCAUCAAGGAUUACAUAUUCAUGGAGCAAGGAUAUUGAGAACAGAUCUCCGCAUGUGUAACACACGCAUCUUCGACCCUGUCGCGGCUAGCUGCAUUGCCUGGCAAAACGGAACAAUUGGUGGAUAAUUCUCCUCGUGACUUAAGUUGAGCACAUUUUAUCGCUGAAAUACAUAGAAACUCGAAUGUGGUUUCUAUCAUGAGUCCAGCCGGGUGCUCCCAUGUGAACAGUUUUAAAGUGGAGAACUGGAAGCAGAAUCUGCGGGUCAUAUACCAGUGCUUUGUGUGGAGUGGCUCUGCUGAAACCAGGAAACGCAAGGCGAAGUCAUGUAUAUGUCACAUGUGUGGGGCUCAUUUAAAUCGACUUCACUCCUGUCUUCAUUGUGUGUUCUUCGGCUGUUUCAGCAAGAAACACAUCCACGAGCACGCCAAAAACAAGAGACACAAUCUAGCUAUAGACCUUUUGUACGGUGGAAUAUAUUGCUUUGUGUGCCAAGACUAUAUAUACGACAAAGACAUGGAACAGAUUGCCAAAGAAGAACAAAGAAAAGCUUGGAAGUUGCAAGGAAUUGGGGAGAAAUAUUCAAUGUGGGAGCCCACGAAACGAGAACUGGAGCUGUUGCGACACAACCCAAAACGGAGGAAAAUAACGGCAAACUGCACCAUAGGACUGAGGGGUUUGAUAAACCUUGGGAACACAUGCUUUAUGAACUGUAUCGUUCAGGCUCUCACACAUACUCCGCUGCUGAGGGACUUUUUUCUGUCCGACAGACACAAGUGUGAGAUGCAGUCCAAUUCUUGUCUAGUUUGCGAAAUGUCUCAGCUCUUUCAGGAGUUCUACUCGGGUCACCGCUCUCCUCACAUUCCCUUCCGCUUGCUGCAUCUCGUGUGGACCCAUGCUAGACACCUCGCUGGCUACGAGCAGCAGGACGCACACGAGUUCCUCAUCGCUGCUUUGGAUGUGCUACAUAGACACUGCAAAGGAGAUGACAAUGGGAAAAAAGCCAACAACCCAAACCACUGCAACUGCAUCAUUGACCAAAUCUUCACAGGAGGCCUGCAGUCUGACGUGACCUGCCAAGUGUGCCACGGUGUUUCCACGACAAUAGACCCAUUCUGGGACAUCAGUCUGGACCUGCCGGGUUCUUCCACCCCCUUCUGGCCCCUCAGCCCGGGCACUGAUGGUAGCGUGGUGAAUGGAGACAGUCACCCCACAGGAGCGACCACACUCACAGACUGCUUACGCAGGUUCACCCGACCUGAACACUUGGGAAGUAGCGCCAAGAUCAAAUGCAGCGGUUGCCAUAGUUACCAGGAGUCUACUAAGCAGCUGACAAUGAAGAGACUUCCGAUCGUGGCAUGCUUCCACCUUAAACGGUUUGAGCAUUCCGCGAAGCUCCGUCGAAAGAUCACCACCUAUGUGUCAUUCCCUCUUGAGCUGGACAUGACACCCUUCAUGGCUUCCAGUAAAGAGAGCCGAAUGAAUGGACAGUACCAGCAGCAAGUAGAUUCAUUAAACAAUGAUAACAAGUAUUCUCUCUUCGCAGUGGUGAAUCAUCAGGGCACAUUGGAAAGCGGCCAUUACACCACAUUUAUCCGUCAGCACAAGGACCAGUGGUUUAAAUGUGAUGACGCCAUCAUCACUAAGGCCAGCAUUAAAGAUGUUCUGGACAGUGAGGGGUACUUGUUAUUUUACCAUAAACAGUUCCUAGAAUAUGAAUAAUUCCCAGAUCCAGAAGUGGUCCGAGACAAAUGCUGUGAAGGGAAGAUCAUAUGAGUGAAGGUGGGGCAGAAAACAGAAACAAAGCAGCAUAAAGCACCCAGCCUGACACUUGUUCAUCCCAGGAGAGCUGGCAAGAACAGAAGAUGGUUCAAACAAAAAAUGCAGCCUUUCUAACUAAAGAAAAUCAUAACUAAAGAAAUGAAAAAAAAAAUGACACCGCUAAACCAAUCUGCACUGAGCAACCGGAGCAUACUUGAUGGAUGGAGAAGGAGGAGGCAUUAAAGAUGAAGAGUCCUCCACCUGUUCUCUUUCCUCUCACUACAGAUAGAGGAGACAGACUUGCAUCUCAUUUACCCUGUUUUUAAAGGAAUGGUUACAAUAUCCCACCCCCAAAAAGUUGUCAUCUUUUACUCAUCCUCGUGUUGUUCCUCUGCGGAUACACAAGAGGUUUAGUGGACACUUAUUUUCAUUUAAUGAAAGUGUAAAAUGUCAUGCGUGGUUUACACAACUAUAAUUCAAGUGUUCUGAAGAUUUGCUGUCUAAUAGCUUCGUGCGAAAAUACAGAAUUUUAAUUAAAUUUAGGCUAUUCACUUUACAUACGAGUUGUUCGCAAAACGGUUAGCAAUUUUGUUAUUUCUCUCAAGAACAUUCAUGAAUGUGAAAAGAAUGCAAAGAUUUUUUUUCAAUUUCACACAAAAUGUAUCAUUGGUGCAACUGAUGCAUUAACUCUUGGAAUAUAACACCCAAGUUGCAUGGACCAUGUUUUUGUCAUUUCGGAGUUUGACAGCCCCAGUCCUCUAUGAUUUCCUAAUGUUGAAAAGCAGAAUAUUCAACAUAUUUAAAAAAUCUGUUGUAACAGCAGUGAGUCAUAAAUGUGGAACAACAUAAGGGUAAAUAAAUUAUGACAGUUUUCAUUUUUUAGGUGCGCUGUUCCUUUAACGUCACAAUCUCAUUUUUCUCUUAGUUGUGCUUUUCCCUAUCUGUUCUCACAAAGAUUAUGAAACAUUUAUGUACUUCACAGCACCAUUCAUCAUCCCUAAAUGUUUCAAGAAGUAUAUGAGGGAAAAUAUUCCUUUGUUUCUUUGUAUGCAUUAUUGAUGUACUGAAUGCAAAUGAAAGGCAAGUGGUAUUAUGAACUUUAAUGUAAUCAUAUAUUGUUAUUUGUUAGUUGAGUUUGGAAAUACUGUCAGUGUCCAGCACUUUUUUUCUAUUUUUUUCAUUCAAGAGUGUUUCAACUCUAUAUGCCCUGAUCUUUUUCAUUGUCCUUUUUUGUUUGGUUGGGGGCCAAAAAUGUAUCACACACACACACACGUAAAUAUAUAUAAAUAUAUUUUUAUAAGUCAUUAAUUUCCUGUUUACAUGUCCUGUAUCCCCAUCACCUCCAUUCUCUUCUCUUAUAUGUGCUGUAAGUCUUCACCAUGAAUGGAAAGAAGCUUUGCUGCAUCUUAGUUUCUUUUUGUUCAACAUGAAAGUUUCAGUUGCAGAUAUGUUGCUACAGGUAUAGUCGUGAAGGCUUGUGUUACGUUUCAGAUGCAUUGUGAAUGAAGAAUUUUUUUCUUUCCUUUCAUGUGAUGCCUGUUGCCACCAUGGCUUGAUUCAGCAGUGUUUUUCUCAGCAACAUGUUGCUCCAGUUGUGUGCGCGAGCGUGUGGGUGCGCACGUAUGCAUAUCCGUACACACCUGUGUAUAUGUGUACUACCUGAGUGUGUGUGCGCAUGCAGGUAUGUGGGCACCUGUGUGUUGGUGGUGUUAACGUGUGUGUGUGUAUGUGUGUACUGAAUCAGUACUCCAACUUGGCAUGCAGUUUAAACUGGAUGCUAAAAGACUGGGGAGGAUUUUAUAAAUGUUAAUUAUGUAUCUAUGUAUAGUAUGUAUGUAUGUAUGUAAUGUAUGUAAAACAAAUCAAUGGAAAAAUAGUGGAAAAGCUGCUGUGUGGUCUGUUCUGUUCCGUUACAUAAUGUUUAGAGCAGGGGUUUCAUGAGGUCUGAGGACUCAAGGAAGUGUAGAGAAUAACUAUCUGUAUCAAACAUAACUGUAUCAUAAAAAAUAGUCUCAAGUAAAUAAGA